CCCCAUCCCGGGUCAGGUUGUAGGAUGCCAAGCUGGUUCAGAGGGCCAGCCAGACUUUGGUGUUCUGGUCCCAAGUGCCCAGCAUGCCGCCUCCCCAGAGGCCUCUAGUCUGGCCUGGCCAUCUCCUUUAGAGAGGAGGAAACCAGAGGCCAGAGAGGUUCGGUCAUUUGCCCAAGAGUCACCGUUGGGGUUUGUGAUUGUGGUUGGAGUUUACGGAGUCCAUCUUAACAGAAUUUAGAGUAGAAAGGGGUCAAAACCCUUUAUUUACAAAGGAGGAAACUGGCUCAGAGAUAGAAAGGGGACAUGCCCAUGGUCACGUGACUGGGGUGAUCUCAGGGCAUGGCGCUCUAGGCAGGGGGAGGGCUUACGGGACAGCGGGCCUCUGGCCUUGAGGAUGGACGUGCCUUACACGUAGGGAUGUUCUGUUCUUCGGACUUUCCUCCCAUCGCCUGGCACGCAGGCCGGCGAAGGUGAAGCUUGUUUUCUGAGGCAGUCUGCUCAGAGGGGUCCCUUGGCAAGGUGGGAGAAGGGGAAGGCGUCCCGGAGGCCAAUGGGGGCCUGGCUGUGUUCUCAGUACCUCACUGUCACUGUAGGUAGUGGAGCUAUACGUGAGCCUAGCAAAAGUCUGGAGUAAGACCUCACCAUGCUUUACAGGUGGUCAGGGAGACAAACCCCCAGACCAAGUUCAGCCCCUGAAGGGUAAGGAGGAAUUUUUAAAAAUUAGUUAUGAGAGGCAAUGGCACUUAGAUGGUUGAUCUCAGAGUCAGGAAGACCUGGGUUCAAGUCCCACCUUUGAUAACAUGAGGGCUGUGAGACCCUGGACAAGUCCCUUAAUAUCUCAGUGCCUUGAGUAACUUAAGAAAAGGUCUGAUCCAGUCUGGUCCAGGUCCCAGUCACACAAGCAUUUAUGAACCGCUCUAUCUCUGAUAGCCACUGUGCUAAGGGAGGCGAGAGGUGGAGGGUGCAGAUUUGAAAAGAGAGCUUACAGUCUAGUGAGGGGAACACAAGGCACGCUAGGAGGAAGGGUGCCCGGCACCUGGGCCAUUGCUGGGGGCGGCUUCCCGUGGGGGAUCUGGGAGGGGCCUUCACCCCGCCCUGCCUGAGAUGGGAGCGCCAAGGCCUGAGGGCGUGCAGAACGAGGAGGUUCCCAGGAGCGAGAUGGGGGCAUCCGGGGAGGGUUGGGUGGGAAACUAAGGGCUCUCCUCCCCGUUCUGCCAAAGAGGCCAGGUUCAGGUGGAGUGGAGCAGGUGUGUGACCCCGCAGGGUCACUCCUCAUCUAAAAUGAGGACGUUGGAUGACCCCGGAGGUCUCUCCUAGCUCAGAAGCGGGGAUCCUCUGAUGGACUGUGGUCACACAACCUGGCCACCCCCAGCGCAGCCACGCGUCUCUCACCUGGCUCCUCUCCGUCACCUACUGUGACUAAGCUUCUUGGGGUAGGAGGUGAGAGGGAGAACCUUGGCUGCAGCUCAGCUGUGCUGAUAAGACUGGUAUCGCUUAGCUAGCCUUGCUGGGGAGGAACAAAGGAGGUAGGAGUGGGGGGAAGAGUGAAUCAGGGAAGUCUUCCUGAAGGAGGUGACUGUUAAAGCCAGGUGGAAGUAGACAUUGGGAAAUCCUGCUAAGGUGGGUGGUGAGGGCGGACAGAAUUCAAGGAACGGUGAGUCAGCAUUUGACUUAUCCCAAGCCUUAUCGAGGGGGGCUCAGGAGAGAAGAUCGGGAAUAGAAGAAAGUUGGAUUGUGGGGACUCCUAAAUGCCAGGGUAGGAAUUAGGGCUUUCAUCUCAUUAAUCAUGCUAAAUCACAAAUGAAUGAAUGAGCAUUUAUUAAGUGCUUAUGGAGCUCCUAGGCAGGAAGGGUUGGUGGGAUCAGAGGGGGCUGUGAGGACCACUGGCUUACUUGUCUGGCCUUCGAAGCCCCGGGCUAAUCCAGCAUGUUUCACACACUCCUUACAAAUGGUUCCCUUCCCUUUUUCCCCACUCUAGCUCACCUAGGAAGGCGAGAUAGAAUCCCUGCCCCCUCCCUCUUCUUCUCUGUUGCACCUAUGCCCUCUGUGUUUCCUAUCUGACCAGCAGCUGUCCAGAGCAUGUCCAUCACCCAGUUCAGCUGAAGUGUGUGUGGGGGGAGGGAAGAGCAGGGAGACUGGUCAGAGGCCCAGCCCUGGAGGGCCGGCAGCAGGCAGGGCAGCUGAUAACCCUGGCCCCUUGCCUCUACAUCUGAGGUAGGCAGGGAGGCAGGAAGGGUGCCGUGCUGGGGCAGAGGAGAAGGAGAAGGGACAGGCUGGAGUGCACGUGGGUAAAGGCAUAGAAAAGAGAGGAGUGGACAGCGAGCCAUGGAGGGUGAGCUGAAGCUAAAUGGUUACCUGAACACAACUAGAAGGAGAGAGACUUUUAAACUUUGGGAGGGCCAGCGUUAAAAGAGGCAGAAUGAGGAGCAGCCGGUCUCAGAAAAUCUGAUUUCUGCUCAAUGUGAGUGGGGACGAGGGCUCCUACCAACUAGAGCUACCCAACAGGAAUGGAGGGCUCGAGCAGAAAGAAGCUGGGGGAUGGGGGCCAACCACAGCUGGGCCCGGAUGGCUCUGGCCUCCUUGCCUUGGUAGGGGGCAGAGAGGCCCGGCCCUGGGAUGGCUCUCAUCUAGAAAGCCCCACAAUCCUGCCAUUCUGAUGUGCCCAGAUACGCAAAUGGGCUCAGAGCUGAAAUGACCCAAAGUUACACUUGCAUUGACUGUGACGGAGCUGGGCUGGAACCCAGGACCAGCCCUGUCCAGUGGCUGGCAAUCUGCUGUGGGUCUGACCUGCCCCUCGAGCACCUUGGGUUUCCUUGGGCAACUUCAUCCUCCCCCUGGCCUUCAGUCUUCUCCCUCUGUAAAAUGAGAUUAGACCAGAUGGUUGCUAAGGAGCCCUUAAGUAUCUCUGCCUCCCUCCCUCCUUUCUCUUCCCCUCAUCUCUUUUCCCAUCCCUGUGCCCAUCACCCAGUCCUGGGUCCCUAGUUCUAUUGCUCAUGGGUUUCCUGAAGGAAUGAACCAAGGAAGCUGGUCAGGGGGUGAGUGGGUGGGUGUGCCCAGUACUACUUGGCUUGGGGCAGGGGUGGCAAAGAGAACAUCCCUAUAGUUGGUGAGGGCGGAGGUGGAGGUGGGAAGACCGGUUGGGUUGGGUUUUUUUAGGGCUUCUCUGGGCCUAGACACUCAGUCCAGUGGGGCCCAGGAUGCGGCUAGCACUAGGAGGGUAUUGAGGUCCCUGCUGAAGCUGCCUCCCCACCAGGUAUGGGGCAGGGGUAUGGGAGAAUGGAGGGGGGCAGAAAGGAAGAGGGAUGGAGGAGGGGAUGAGGGGCCAGGCUCCCCAAACUUUACCCACCUGUUCCCUUAGCACCCCACAAACUCCAUCUGUUCCUCCAAAUUUACCGUUCCCCCAAGAUCUCACCUUUCUUUCCUCCAACCUAACCUAUCCCCUCAGCUAUUAUCUACUCCUCAAACUUACCCAGUAUCCCAUCACUUACUUCUGAGAACUUUAGUCAGCCCUAAAUAUACUCAGCUCCCCAAGCCGCAACAGACCUUCUUCGUUCUUCCCAUCACUUAGCUGGUAAACCCUCUCCUCCCUAACCUUAUUCAUCCUUAAUACUUUUCAGUGGGAGAUAACACCCUAGGAGACAUAUCUCCCCCAACUUUGAGAAAGUUGGACAGGGUUGUGAGUGGGGCAGUAACCGAAUACUUUGUUCUUCUCAGGUCAGUAGUACAAAUACUUUGCUCACUUUACAGACAAAGAAACUGAGGCUCAGGGGGGAAAUGUCCAAUGUCAAACAGUCAGCUGCACAGUCAAGAACAGAACUCGGGUGUCUUGAUUCCAAAUUGAUAUCCUUAGGGGGAGAGCUCCCUAUUGCCCUUUCCAGCCCCCUCAGAAUCUUUGGAGGGGGAUCACAUCCUGCCUUGCCCAAUUCCAAGUCUUGAGCCUCUGCCCUGUCUCUUAUUUCCAGCAGGAGGUGGCUGACCAGACAGGGCACUCAGCUUUCCUAUGGCCAAGCCCUAUGCUGCUCUGGGCACCGUCGGGACAAUGCCCUCCAUGGGCCAGGCUCGCUUCCGGCUGGAUCGCUUUGUUGACCCUGAGAGCUAUCAGGGGAAAGACAUAGUGACAGAGGAUGACGUCUACUGCAGCUGUCUGUCGAAGACGCUGUGCCACGUACCCACACCUGUGACGGUGGGCUUCUAUGCCCCCUUUGGCUGCCGACUGCACAUGAUGCUGGACAAAAUCACAGCCCUCAUGCAGAAGGAGGCAGCCCAGCGGGAAGCGGAGGAGCUCCAACAGGCGCAGUGGAAGCCUCGCCAGGUGCACGGCUGGGGCUUCCCGCGGCUCCUCUGGUACUUGGUCUUCUACCAGCCCGUCAUCACGGAGCUCCACCUGCGUCGGAAGAACGUGCAGUUCCUGUUCAUCCGCUUCAGCGCCUGGCAGUACGCUGGCACGGACAAGCUGUGGGCCGGGCUGGUGACCACCCUGUGUGAGGGCAUCCGCAGCCACUACGGGGCUCUGCCCUUCAGCCUCUACACUGUGGUGGGCAACAAGCCGGCCAUGUCCCCGGACUUCUGCCGGCGCGAGUGGCACUGCCGCCGCAGGGUGUGCCUGAUCCUCCUGGCGCUGGCCGCGGCCCUGGCCCUGGGCGUGGGCCUCCUCUACCUCUCCGUCAGCGGCAGGGGGCCCGGGCGGGAGGGGGGCGGCCACGGGAGCAUGCUCAAAGUGUUUGGGGGCGCGGCCACCACCCUGUCGGGCUCCGGCCUGCUCAUGGCGCUGUACUCGGUGGGCAAACACUUGUUUGUGAGCCAGCGGAAGAAGAUCGAGAGGCUGGUCACCCGGGAAAAGUUUGGGAGCCAGCUGGGCUUCAUGUGUGAGGUCAAGAAGGAAGUGGAGCUGCUCACCAACUUCAUCUGCUUCCUGGAGAUCUUCCAGCGGCGGCGGCUCCGGAUUGUCCUCGAGGUCACCGGCCUCGACACCUGCUACCCGGAGCGGGUCAUCGGUGUCCUCAACGCCAUCAACACGCUGCUGUCGGACAGCCAGGCCCCGUUCAUCUUCAUCCUGGUGGUGGACCCCCACAUCUUGGCCUCGUGCCUCGAGAGCUCCGGCUCCAUGAAGGGUGUGGCCGACAACGGCUACCUCUUUCUCAACCGCACCGUCACUCUGCCGUUCUCUGUGCCCAUCAUGGGGCGGCGGACCAAGCUGCGCUUUCUGGAAGACGCCGUACAGAGCCGGGACGACCUGCUCUACCGGGCCAUCACGCGGCAGCUGGGGGGCAGCCAGAAAGGCGGCCCCCCCGGGGCCGAGGGCACGGAGCUGCUCCGCGUGGAGGUGUCGGGGGGGCAGGACCGGGGCCGCAUCGAGGCGGAGGCCGGGCAGCGCAUCCAGGAGGCCCUCUUCUGCCUGCACGACGAGCAGGACUGCCUGUAUGAAUACAUCCCGGACAACGUGGUUUCCAUGCGCCGCAUUGUGAACACGGUGCCCAUCACCGUGAGGCUGCUGCACGAGCACCAGGCCCGGGGCGGGGCCAUGCGGCCGACACCGCGUCAGGCCGUGGCCUGGGUGGUGCUGGCCAACCAGUGGCCCUGCCGGCUAAGCUGGGCCCUGCAGUGCCUAGAAGACCGCCAGCAGGUCGAGGGCGGCCCAGACCCGCAGGCUCCGCUCUGGGGCAUCUUCCGAGACAACAGCCGUGAGCUGCACACCAUGACCAAGGCCCUGCAGAAUGUGGUGGACCUGGACGGUGACCCAGAGCUCUUUGCCCGCUUCCUGGGCAUCGACUUCCCUUUCACUGUGGCAGAGGCUCAGAGCCUGCUCUGCUGCACCGUCAAUCUGGACCACUCUAUCCGCCGCCGCAUGGGGCUCAUCCGGAGCAUCCGUGCCCUCAACCCGCCGGGCAGUGCCCCUCACAGCUCUGCCUCCCAUUUAGAAAAGCCGCCCUCCCCCCGGCAGGACCGGCUCUUCCGCGCCGGCAAGCCCGGCAGUCUCUUGAAUUCGGGGGAAGGGUCCCACGCCCCUCAUUUCUGAAUGCUAACCCAAGCAAAGCAGUGGCAGUCCAGACAGUGCGUCGAGGCCGGGCAGCGGGAGGCCCGGUGUCCUGCAAACCACCCCCACCACGAGGGGCAGGCUCUGGCUGAUUCUGGACCUCAUCGGGGCUCACUCACAGGAGCGGGGCUCCGCUUUUCCACCUCCCAGUGAAGCAGUGUUAUUAAUUCGGGCCUUGGUAGUCUCCCAGCAGUGUGUGUGUGCACGUGUGCAUGUGAGUGUGGGUGCACACAUGGGGAGACCAAACUGGAACCCCCCCCUUCAGUGCAAUAAAGAUGUGUCACAGUC
Molecule: messenger RNA, 6322 nt
Organism: Phascolarctos cinereus (koala)
Lineage: Eukaryota; Metazoa; Chordata; Mammalia; Diprotodontia; Phascolarctidae
Gene: NKPD1
Product: NTPase KAP family P-loop domain containing 1
Source: RefSeq, a predicted model, not a curated record